AUGCCUGCGGGGACCUGGGGCUCCUCGCUCUCCCUGGAACGCUGGUGCGGCCGAUGCAACAAUGAAAGCAAGUACCUCGGGGCCGCUGGGGGACGGGGGGCCCCGCGGUCGUCCUUCACGCUCUGCGCGUUUGUGGUUGAGCAGCGUCCUCCUGAGCGGAUCUCCUCCUCAGCCAGGCAGGUGGCCAGAGCCCCUCCAGCAGCAGUGUCGAGCCCCGAGGGCCUGUGCCGGCAGGAGGGCAGCCUUCCAAGGAGCCUGGCUGCUGAGGGCGGAGAGGAACAGGGCAUGAGGCUGAGGCUGAGCCCCAGCGGUGCCAUCCAGCUGGGAAACCUGGACACGGGCCUCCCAGUGUUGUCUCACGGCCACACGGCUGUCCAGAGCACCCGACCAGAGGCAUGCUCGCAGCACCGCGGGGAGCCGGCCCCGGGCCGAGCGCGCCCGGAGUCAGGCUGGUCGCUAGGCACCGCCACCGCGCUUGGGGCGCACGUGCGCGCCUGCCGGGAAGAAGAUGGGGGGGGCUGCUGCGGGCCUGCACACAAAGGGGGCUCCGCGCACAGUAGGGGACUGGACGCCGGCUGCUCGCGUGGCCCGGCCUCCGAAGGCAGCCCGGGGCUGGCCGGACCCCGCAGCACCGAGAUGCGCGGAGGCGGCCCAGCGUCGCCUCCCGCGUAUGGUACGGCUAGCCUCCCCGCCGGACCUCCGCGGAUGGUUUCGCCCACCCGAGUCCGCUCCUCCAUCCGCCGCGGAGGGGCGAACAAAGGGGGCGUGGCGCACAGGCCACGCCCCCAGCUGCACAGCGGUGAGGCGGGGAUCGCGGCCUGCGGGGCCACGCCCCCCGCCGCGGCGGCGCAGGGGCGGGGCGGGGCCCUGGACCCGAAGGCCCCGCCCCCUCGUCGGCGUGACGGUUGGACGCGGGCGCGGCACUGCGGGUCCCGAUUGCUGCAGCCGCUUGUCAGUGUGAUGAAGAUUGGCACCCAGGUAAGCUGUCACUCAACCGCUCCGCCGCCGCCGCCGCUCCGCCGCCCCGUCCCUAUCAAUCACGCCGGCCCGCAGGCGCCGCGGCCGCCGCCCCGCCGCCGCCGCCUGGGUCUCCGCGGGCCGCCACCGCCCGGGAGGGCCGCGCCGGACCCGCCGCCCGGGGCAGGGGGCGGGGAGGGGGCGCGGGUGGGGGAGGGGAGCCGAGGCCGCGGGGAGGGGCGCUGUCCGCCGGGCCGGCGUGGGCGCGCGCCCCGCUUGUUUUUCGGUGUGGGCUUUGGGACGCGGAAAUUUCUGGAAGGCGCCGCCGCCGCUGCCGCCGCCGCGCGGGGCCCGCCGCGAGACGCGCGCUCCUAA
Messenger RNA from Sus scrofa (pig), 1332 nucleotides. NCBI's taxonomy places the organism in Eukaryota, Metazoa, Chordata, Mammalia, Artiodactyla, Suidae. The record is from RefSeq and is a predicted model, not a curated record.